Molecule: messenger RNA, 903 nt
Organism: Plectropomus leopardus (leopard coralgrouper)
Lineage: Eukaryota; Metazoa; Chordata; Actinopteri; Perciformes; Serranidae
Source: RefSeq, a predicted model, not a curated record
GAGUACUAGUCGUGUCCCUCCUCAGACACCGUAGCGAAUGCAUGGCCCGCAGGGAUCAUGUUGAAGGUGACAGGUAGUGCAAUGCCGGGAGCUGUGAGUUUGUUGCCGAUCACCGUGGUUGCUGCUGCCGGUGACGGGGAGACAGAGACGACCGCCCCUUUGCUCCGGGACGAGCUGUCGCUGUACAGCGCUCCUCAGCAGAAGUUCCGGUAUGUGGAGCCCGAGGCGGGUCAGCUGGAGCAGAGUGUCGCCUCUCUCAGGAAGCUCACAGAGCCAUACACGGAUUGGUGUCAGGGCGCCUAUAACAAAAUUAAACCCAAAGUUCAAAGCGCUGUCAAGUGGGGGGAUGGCACCUAUGCCUACUUGAAGAACCCGCCGAAGGACUUCUAUCCCCGGGCAGGAGUUAUUGGCUUCACCGGUGUCCUGGGACUAUUUCUUGGCAGAGGCUCCAGGCUUAAAAAGCUCAUCUACCCGGCGGGCCUGAUGACCGUGAGCGCCUCCCUGUACUACCCGGAGCGAGCUGCGGCCAUCGCAAAGUCAACCGGAGACUCCGUGUACGAGCGAGCCGUGCAAGGCUACGCUGCCCUGGAGAAGAUGGUGAAUCCUCAAACCAAAGCUGGGAAAAGCUCCGACUCAGAGACUAAACCCUGAGGACCCCUGUGUGAUUCUGCAACAACUCAGCAAUAAGAAAUCAGCAGCUGCCUAAUACAGUAGAUUGACACGUGCUACUUAGACAGGCACUAAUGUGUGUGUGACUUCCUCAUGCCCACUUUUUGCACUAAGCUUCUCAUGUAACUCAGGCCGGGCAUGGCCUGUCACGAGUUUGCAACUUGAAUGAUUUACCUCUGCUUCUGAUUUGAAUGUAUAUUUAUGUAGAGAAUUAAUAAAAAAUCAACUGUCUUA